Dermacentor albipictus is the source of this 423-nucleotide messenger RNA. Its product is annotated as zinc finger protein on ecdysone puffs-like. The record is from RefSeq and is a predicted model, not a curated record. Lineage: Eukaryota; Metazoa; Arthropoda; Arachnida; Ixodida; Ixodidae.
AUGGGUCAGCAGCGAACAACUUUGCUCUUCCAUAUAGAAAAGAAGAAGCGGCAACAGCAGCAGCAGCAGCAGCAGCAGCAGCAGGAGCAGCCGCAGCAGCAGCCGGCCGAAGCCCAAGCCCAAAACGCAACUCCGACAACACAUCGAGAGACAGAAGUAGCUCCAGAAGCCGUCAACAGUCCAGGGGCCGCAGCCGCUCCAGAGGCAGGAGCCGAUCCAAGGGCCGCAGCCGAUCUAGGGGACGCGGCCAUUCCAGGGGCCGGGACCACUUCGGGGACCAAAGCCAGUCCGGCAGCAGUGGCCAGUCCGGGAGCGGCGGCCAGUCUGGGGACUGCAACCGGUUCGGAGGUGGCAGCCAGUCUCCGGAUCACAACCAUUCCCGAGGUCAACAAGACGAGCAACCCGCAAACCAGCGAAACGUGA